UCAAGAUAAUAAAAAUAAUAAUAAAACUGUCUCUGCUCUUCUAGUCCCUUGGCGAAACAGAAACGAUAGAGCGAGAGCGAAAACGAUGUCGGAUCCAUACGAGAGAGUGACAGGAGGGAGACUCACCUUCAAAGGAGGAAGCUUAGCAACGCUAAGCAAAGGAAUCGAAAAGAAAAGGAAGAAAAAGAAGAAGCCGGUGGUUGACACGGUGGAGGACGCCGCACCAGUGGCGGAGAAUUUGGUAUCUGAUGCUGGUGAGAUAAUUUAUACGAUUGACGCGGCGAAGAAAAUGAAGUACGAGGAAUUAUUUCCUGUGGAGACGAAGAAGUUUGGGUAUAGCGAGAAGAAGGAUUUGAAAUCUGUUGAAGAUGCUCUUGAUGAUCGGGUUAAGAAGAAAGCUGAUCGUUACUGUAAAUGAGGUUAUAGAGACAGAAGAUGAAUUGUUCCCUGAUCUUGAGACGAAGCUGUGACAAAGCUGCAAAACCACCUAAUACACUCAUUGAUGUUGAGCGGAUUAAGAUAGGAAGUCUUUUGGCAGGCUAGAACAACCACCUCAUUCACUGUAGUAGAAUUUCGCUUUUUGUCUUUAAGGUGUGAUUGAUCUUAAUAUUUUGAAGAUAACAAGCAUUAUGAUUGAAGAGUUAAAAUUGCUUAUCUACAAAAACAAAACGUAGUGUCUGCCCUGCUAACUACAGAAAGGUAGACAGUGUAGAGAAACUUCUACAUGGAGCUUGUUAAUUUUCAGGCACUAGUAAGAUGCAUGGCAAUUAAUGUCUUCAUAUCCCAUAGUGUUCUGUUGUAGUAACAAAUUAAAUGUCAGAAGUGAACUUUUGAUGAUUUA
Populus nigra (black poplar) is the source of this 841-nucleotide messenger RNA. RefSeq lists its product as uncharacterized. The transcript has 2 exons. The record is from RefSeq and is a predicted model, not a curated record. Lineage: Eukaryota; Viridiplantae; Streptophyta; Magnoliopsida; Malpighiales; Salicaceae. Bases 86 to 418 code for a protein of 110 amino acids. Gene Ontology annotation, cellular component: nucleolus.